GAGUGUCCCCCUUCCCGUCUCCUCAGCUGGAGAAACGACGGGACCGAUGAGGCGGAGGACACCGCGCCACCAGCCGGACGGCUCUCGCGUCUUACCCCUUCUGCGACCCAUCUCCGGCGACAAUAAGCUCUCCCGGUUCAACUUCACUGGCCGCCGUCACCAGGACAUGCCCAACCGCGAUAGUUGCAGCUCGAAGCUGCCAGCAUCGCCCUAUUCUUCUACGUCCCAACGCCGGGACUUCGCCGCCCUUCCGUACGAUCUGCUCCAGAAGAUCGCGGGGUCGUUCUCGCACCCGAACCUCCAGUCGGCGUCGCUGGUGUGCCGCGCGUGGAGGGACGCUCUCCAGCCGCUGAGGGAGGCGAUGCUGUUCCUCCGGUGGGGAAAGCGGUUCAAGCACGGGCGCCGGGGAGUGCGGCAGAACCCGGCCAAGGCGCUCGACUCGUUCCUGAAGGGCGCUGCUCGUGGCUCCACGCUCGCGAUGGUCGAUGCGGGGCUCAUAUAUUGGGAGAUGGGGAAGAAGGACAAGGCGAUUCAGCUGUACCAGAGGGCGGCAGCAUUAGGAGAUCCUGCUGGACAGUGCAAUUUGGGGAUUUCAUAUCUUCAAGCUGAACCUCCGCAGCCUGAAGAAGCCGUUCAUUGGCUAAAUCUUGCUUCAAAGGCUGGCCAUGUACGAGCACGGUACCAAUUGGCGCUUUGCCUUCAUCAGGGAUGUGGUGUGGAUCGGAAUCUACAAGAAGCUGCGAAAUGGUAUUUAAAAGCGGCUGAAGGAGGCUAUGUGCGAGCAAUGUAUAAUGUUGCUCUGUGCUACUCCUUUGGAGAAGGUUUUGCCCACAAUAACCGACAGUCAAGAAACUGGAUGAGGCGAGCAGCUGAUCGUGGUCACAGUAAAGCUCAAUUCGAGCAUGGGCUCAGACUUUUCUCUGAGGGAGAGAUGAUGAAAGCUGUGGUUUACUUGGAACUCGCGACUCGUGCCGGAGAAACAGCGGCAUCUCAUGUCAAGAAUGUAAUCCUCCAACAACUGUCAGCUACAUCACGAGAUCGUGUGAUGUUCCUCGCCGACAAUUGGCGUGCCUUGCCAUGAGCAUGAUGAGACAUGUUCAGUUGGUUGUCGUAUUUAUUCGAGGCAUAUUCUUCUGAGUAUGUAUAGUAUAGGAUUGGUCACUCUGUGUAGGAGCACAAGCAUAGACUGUCCUACAUCCUGAUGCUUGUAUAUUGUGUCUCAGAAUUAUACAGAUCUAUAUUCCUGAAGUUGUAAGACCAAAUCAAAUGUAUCUGGUUUGUGUUUCGUAGCAGUAUAGAGAUCGGAAAUUCAAUGGAAUCCGAAUAAAAACUGGGCAAUGAAUCACAAUAUCCGGAAGAUAAAUAAUGGAGAGAUGAUAUUUUGUUCA
Punica granatum (pomegranate) is the source of this 1388-nucleotide messenger RNA. The record is from RefSeq and is a predicted model, not a curated record. NCBI's taxonomy places the organism in Eukaryota, Viridiplantae, Streptophyta, Magnoliopsida, Myrtales, Lythraceae.